This is a messenger RNA of Patella vulgata (common limpet), 3134 nucleotides long. RefSeq names its product microfibrillar-associated protein 1. Gene Ontology annotation, biological process: mRNA splicing, via spliceosome. Gene Ontology annotation, molecular function: RNA binding. Gene Ontology annotation, cellular component: U2-type spliceosomal complex. NCBI's taxonomy places the organism in Eukaryota, Metazoa, Mollusca, Gastropoda, Patellidae. The record is from RefSeq and is a predicted model, not a curated record. The coding region runs from base 334 to 1623 and encodes 429 amino acids. The transcript has 10 exons.
AACUCUCGGUGUUUCGGCAGAAAAACACACGAAAACGGAAAAGAAUAAUUUUACGUUGUUUUUCGUGUUUCUAAUUCAGCGACAAUGAUUUGUGCAUUUUAGUUAUUUUUUCUAGCGUUCUGACCAAAAAGAUGUAUCAAAUGUAGGAACAAGAAAGAACAGUUGCUAUAUAGUUUUUUUCCCCCCGAAUUUCACAAGAGUUGUAAUAAUAGUAAUACUUCUUAUUUUUUUGGCAGCCUGUUUUUUUUAAUUUGUUCGUGUGUAUGACAAACAGUUUCCUUGUGACUUGAAUUUAAUUCUCCAGUGAUUAAACACACAAGUCAUCUUAUCAUCAUGACUUCUAAAAUACCAAUUCAGUCAACAGCAGGUGCUAUAACUUUGAAGAAUAAGAAAGGUGAACUUACAACAGAGAAGGUAAAAGUUAACCGUUAUGUGACUGGUAAGCGUCCCGAAUAUGCACCGGAUAGCAGCAGUGAUGAAGAUGAAGAGCACUUCGGUAUUGAACGGCAGGCAGUUUCCAAACAGGAUGUUGAACCAUCUGAUUUGGAAACUACAGACCGACGUUUACGACGGUUACAGGAAAGAGAACAGUAUGAAAGCGACGAUGAUGAUAGAGUGGCAAGGCAUAGAAGAGAAGUUAUUGAACCUGAAGUUAUCAAUGAAAUGUCAGAAGAUGAACAAGAGACAAGACACCCUAAAGAUGAUGAAGAAAGUAGUGAAGAGGAAGAAGAAAUUGAUGAGGAGGAAUUUGAAAGGAGAAGGAAUCUAUUAAGACAGAGAGCCUUGCAGAAACAAGAAGAUGAGGAAGUUAUGGAUGUUGAAGAAGAGAAAUCUGAUGGUGAGAGUGAAGAGGAAUCCUCAGAAUAUGAAGAAUACACGGAUUCAGAAGAAGAAGUUGGUCCAAGAUUAAAACCAGUAUUUGUUAGAAAACGAGAUAGAAUAACCAUUCAAGAAAAGGAAAGAGAAGAAAUAAAACAACGUGAAUUGGAACAAGAAAAUAAACGUCUAGCAGAAGAAAGAAGGCGACAGACAUUAAAGCUUGUUGAAUUUGAAGCGAGAAAAGAAUUUGAAGCUAUGAAAACUGUUGAAGACGCUUGUGAUGCUGUAAAUUCUGAAGGUGAAAAUGAUGAAGAAGAAUAUGAAGCAUGGAAAGUACGAGAGUUAAAAAGACUUAAAAGAGACAGAGAAGAAAGAGAAGCGUUUGAAAAGGAGAAAUUAGAAGUGGAGAGAAUUAGAAAUAUGACAGAAGAAGAGAGAUUAGCAGAAAGAAGAGCCAAUCCCAAAGUUAUUGUAAAUAAAGCAGCUAAAGGAAAAUAUAAAUUCUUACAAAAAUAUUAUCAUAGAGGUGCAUUUUACAUGGAUCAAGAUAAUGAUGUACAUAAACGAGAUUAUUCAGCACCAACUUUAGAAGAUCAUUUUGAUAAAACUAUUUUACCCAAAGUUAUGCAGGUGAAAAACUUUGGCAGAUCAGGAAGAACGAAAUACACCCAUUUACUGGAUCAAGAUACUUCACAGUUUGAUUCUCCGUGGAUGGCAGACACAGUUCAAAACAUGAAAUUCCACUCGAGCAAAGGUGGUGGCAUGAAACAAGUAUUUGAUAGACCAUCAAAUAAAAAGAAAUAGAACUAAAAUGAAUUAAAGUGCGGUGUGAAAGAUUUUGGCAUAAAUGUGUUUUCAAAAAUUACUACUGCCCUUUAAUUAUUUAAUUUAUAUUUAAGGACAACCAAAUCUUGUUUCAAACGGAAGACUUGGACCAUUAUGAAGUUUCACCACCCUAACAGUGAUACUGAAUAAAUUACAUCCCUAGAUUUUAAAUCAUUUCUGGGUAACAAAAGACAUUAAUUUUUGGUCAAAUGCAGAACAGAAAAAUGUAUUUUGAUUACCGGGGGAUACUACUAUUUGACCAAAUAACUGAACAUAUACAAAUGAUAGCAUCCAUUAUUACAUGUAUUGAUCUUAGUAAAAUUUAACUGAAUGUUAUUUGCUUCAUUGCUGACAGAGAUUUAUAUCUCUCUCCUUACAAGGCUUGGGUUAUUCAAGAUGCAUUAUGUAAGAUUUAGACACAGGCCUGGCCAUUCUUGUGAUAAUAGUUCCAAAAUAGAUAAUGAAAAAUGAUACAUUGAAAUUUUCAUUCAAAUUAAUUUAUUUUUAGCAAAGUUAUCACUGUUCGGAAUUUUGACAAGAUCUUGCAUUGAUUGUUUAUUAUCGUAAUAACGGUACUUGUUAUUCGAGAUUUAGCUCUGUUUCUCCAUUUUUAAAUUCAAUCAUGAAAUGGCUGAAGCAUUCUAGUCUACUUAAAAUCGCAGCCAUCCGAUGUGCUAGAGAGUUGAAUGUGGGCUUGUCAUGUUAAUAAAUGUUUAAAUAAUAGUUUAUAUAACAUUUGGAGCCAAAAUAAAGACCUGCAAUAGGCAGAAUUAGCUCUUGCAUAAUGCCUGUUUAACCUAUGGUUUUUUGAAGUAGAAAUUACCCUGUAUCACUGUGUCUUUGAAGCAUUUUUAACUGUCCACAUAUUUAAAUAAGAAUGGCUACAGUUACAGUGGUAUAUAUAUAUAAGAUAUACUUGUAUAAAUCUAUAAAAAGUUAUGUAUAAUUGAGUAGUGAUAAUUAGCACUAUAAGAAUCGUGUGCAAACUACAAUAUUGUGAAAGUUUAAUGUCUAAUAUGAGUAAUAGGCUAAUAGGAAUAUCAGUCCAAAUGUGCUUCAAUUCUGUUCAGUAUCAGUAUUUACAAAGUUAUGAUAAAUUAAAACUUCGUUGAUCUAUGCUGCCAUCUUUAAUUGGUAGCGGGAGAACCUGAAGGCCUAGUUUAAAUCCAAGCCAGGAGAUUAUCUAGCGUUUGUAUUCUGAUUCUGUUUUCUUAAUUAUAUGUUGAAUAGUCAAUCUGGGUACAUAUUUAGCCUGGAUUAAGCCAUGGGAAAAUUCAGGUUAUAGCAUAAAUGCAAAUGAUGCAUUGAGCCUUUAAUUUGAUGGAAAGAUGGUUUUAAAACUUGUUGUCAUUGUACAUAAAACAUUGAAAUACAUUGUGUAUAUAUACAUUUACAGCCACAUUCUAUAUUCCCAAUGUUCUGGGCAUGAAGAAAGAAUGAAGAAAGUAUUGAUUCAAUCUUCUAAAAUAAACAGGUUUACUUUUAGCAGA